Colletotrichum fioriniae is the source of this 585-nucleotide messenger RNA. The record is from RefSeq and is a predicted model, not a curated record. NCBI's taxonomy places the organism in Eukaryota, Fungi, Ascomycota, Sordariomycetes, Glomerellales, Glomerellaceae.
AUGGCUUUGGAAAAAUCAUGGGAUCAGCGCUCAGCACAAUCCGAAAUCAUGUUCCCGAUGGUUGCUGGUUCUGACACAGCAGCGAAGGCCAUAAAAUGGACAAUGCAUUAUGUUCUCUCUGACCUCUCUGUGUAUGGGUCUCUUGUAAAAGAGAUUGAGGACGCGGUAUUAGAAGAAAGGAUAUCAGACCCUAUCACAUAUCAAGAAGCUCAAGAACUGCCAUACCUUCAAGCAAUCAUAUACGAGUCCCUCCGUGUGAAGCCACCAUUUCCCGGCCUCGUGAUGAAACAGGUCGGGCCCGAGGGUGAUAUCUACAAUGGCAUCAAGCUGCCUGCAGGCACCAGAAUUGGGCACGAUGUGACGUCGGCAACCCACGAUAAGAGACUCUUCGGCCAAGAUGCUAAGGUAUUCCGACCUGAGCGAUGGCUCGAAGCCGAUGCUGAGACGGUCAAAUCGUGGAAGAAACAGACUGAGCUCGUGUUCGGCGCUGGCCGAUGGCGGUGCACAGGCAAGUCUGUUGCGUUCUUGGAAUUAAACAAGAUCUUUGUCCAGGGAAAGCUGGCAGGUCUCAAGAUUGAUGUUUAG